Amborella trichopoda is the source of this 538-nucleotide messenger RNA. RefSeq names its product GRIP/coiled-coil protein. NCBI's taxonomy places the organism in Eukaryota, Viridiplantae, Streptophyta, Magnoliopsida, Amborellales, Amborellaceae. The record is from RefSeq and is a predicted model, not a curated record. Gene Ontology annotation, biological process: response to oxidative stress.
UAUCCCGCCGCCCACAGAUCUUUCUCUCUUCUCUGGUUUUUAUUUUGGAGGGAUAGCAAUGCGCAGGAGAGCUGAACCCUAUGGAGAGUCUCUGCUAACUAAGGCGGUGAAAGCAGUUUUCGCAUUUGUUAAAUUGGCGGAGUUCGAAAUUCUCUUUGUUCUCUUCUUUCUCAUCGCCUAUAUCAUCUUCAAAGAUCUAACAUCAAGGCCUGAAUACAAUCAAAUCUUUGUGCCAAAGCCCAGUGGAGAUGAUUUCUGGCCAUUCUAAAGAGAAAACAUUGGAGCUUCCUGAGGCAUACUGGAGUAUAAAGAUGAUUGGAAUACAGGUUCAUAAUUGCAAACUUUUCUACAAAGUGAACUUGUUUUGCAGAAAAUACUGUAGCUUCCUGAGGCUUGACUGGGAGUACAAAGAUGUUUGUAUUAGUGGUCGAUGGUAGUAGUGGUUCAUAAUUGCAUAAUCUUUUGGGAUUUUUGUUAUGUAAUUAUGUACACCACGUGCCUGAGACAAUUUAUUGGUUUCCAAAUGCCAUUCUCUCUC